AUGAACCUGAACGUCUGGAACAUCAAGGAGAUGCUGAGCACGCCGACAGCCACCGGGCCGAAUAAGUUUUCCAUCCGGAGCAGCGCUCCCAGUGACUACUCGAGCCUGAGUGACUCUCAGCUGCUCUUUGGCUCCCAGUUCUGCCCAGAGAACGUGCAGUCGGCAGCAGCUCUGCUGGAGCUGGGCACGCAGCAGGGACAGCACAACUCCCAGGACAGCGAGCCCAGCAUUUUCACCAAAUACCAGACAAAACCACAGCUAUUUGAUGAAGAGACAAAAGAAAAAGCUUCGUUUCAUUUUGGUGCUGGAAGAGUGAAAAAUAUCUUGGAAAAUUUUGAAGUGAAUAAGAACAAAAUAAAGGACAAAUACGAUCGUGAGGUUUUAAGCACCUUUAUUUCCAAUAUCAAAGACAGGCUUCAAGGGGUAAGUUAAUUCAACUUCAGACUGCAGAAUAAUGAGCUAGA
Molecule: messenger RNA, 464 nt
Organism: Strigops habroptila (Kakapo)
Lineage: Eukaryota; Metazoa; Chordata; Aves; Psittaciformes; Psittacidae
Gene: IHO1
Product: interactor of HORMAD1 1
Exons: 4
Coding region: 1-432 (143 amino acids)
Biological process (GO): meiotic DNA double-strand break formation; homologous chromosome pairing at meiosis; DNA recombination
Cellular component (GO): condensed nuclear chromosome
Source: RefSeq, a predicted model, not a curated record